AUGUCAGGAUCGACGCAGUCUCUACACAGGCGGCUGAGCGACCAGACGCUAUACCUACUCUCCGGAGGUGAUGCUGCCGACAGCGCCAUGUUCGCCGACGAACCUUUCGCCAUGGACACGGCGCCGUACUCUAUCACCACACCCGUGGUCAUCACCAGGCCCAAGUUAAGGCAAGACAUCACAGCAACAUCGGCAUUGAAAGCACAGGACUUCCAGGUCUGCGUGACAAUUAUCGAAGGUCGACAUCUCGCCGGUCUCAACAUGGAUCCAGUUAUAUGUGUGCAAGUUGGCGACCAGAAGAAGUACACCUCAGUCAAGGAAUCAACCAACUGUCCAUACUACAACGAGUACUUUGUCUUCGAUUUCCACAUGGCACCGUCAAUGCUGUUCGACAAAAUCGUUACACUAACGGCGUUACACAACCGGAACAUCAUACGCUCGGGAAAAGUUAUCGGCACCUUCAAGUUGGACGUUGGAACCGUCUUCAACCAGCCAGAGCACCAGUUCUAUCACAAGUGGGCCGUCCUUACGGACCCGGAUGACAUGACGGCUGGCCCCAAGGGAUAUAUCAAGUGCGACAUAUCCGUCGUCGGCAAAGGGGACACGAUAAAGCCAGCGCCCAAGAAGGAAACAGAUGAUGACGACAUAGAAGGCAACCUACUCCUGCCGGACGGCGUCCCCGCCGAGCGCCAGCAUGCUCGGUUCAUUGUACGCGUGUACCGGGCGGACGGCCUUCCCCGGGUCAACUCUGGCCUGGUCGCGAACGUCAAGAGGGCCUUCUCGGGCGAGACCCGAGAGCUCAUCGACCCCUACGUGCAGGUCUCAUUCGCAGGGCUCACCGGGCGAACUGCGGUGAAGAAGUCCUGUUGUUCCCCCGUAUGGAACGAGCAGCUGGUGUUUACGGAAAUGUUCCCGCCGCUGUGCCAGCGAAUCAAGAUCCAGCUGAGAGAUAACGAUGCCGUGAAUGACACUGUGGUCGCUACGCACUUCCUCGAGAUGUCCAAGAUUGCCAACGAAGGCGAUAAAGGCUUCCUUCCGACGUUCGGCCCCUCUUUCAUCUACCUGUAUGGAUCGACGCGCGAAAAGUCGCUCUUCGAGGAGCACGCGCCGCUGAACGACGGCCUCGGCGAAGGAGUCAUGUACCGGGGACGACUCCUUAUCGCCAUGCGCACCGAGAUCUUCGACGCGCUCGACAUGACGCAAUCAAGCGUCGAGCUGGAACCCACGCCGCCAGUGAACGAAGCCUCCUACGCGAAGAACGAAAAUUUCCUUCUGUUCGGUGCAAUCCUGGAAGCAUCCAUGAUCGACCGGAAAGUUGGCGAGAAGCCCAUCUACUUUGAACUGAGCAUAGGCAAUUCUGGCAACACGCUGGACGGCGCGAGCAAGUGGAAGGACGACUCGCUCGAGUCUGCCAGUGGAAGCGGCAGCGACGAGAGGGCAGCGCUGCUCGAGUCCGUGGUCGUCGAGCCGGUCAUCUCGCACUCGACCAGCCACCCGGUCAAGCCCAUCACCUCGGACAGGUAUUACUACCACCUACCGUACGGAGACAACAAGCCCUGCCUGUGGGUGAAGAGCUCGUGGCAAGACUACCGAAGGCGCCUCUACAACUCCAACAUGAUCCUCCGGGUCAAAGAGAAGCUCGAAGCCGGUCUCGCGGACAUUCAAGAAAUGAUACGUCUCGAAAAAUCUCACACCGACCGUCGUUUGAGAGGUGUGCUCGAAGAACUCUACACCGGAGCCGAGCGUUAUCUGAACCAAGCAAAGAGCCAAGGUCCCACUGGUAAGACGAAGCUUGACAAGGAGCGCCUCAGGCACUGCCAACGAGAAAUGGAUCACGUUCGGAGUAUGGCACGGACUAUGAAAGCGCUGGUCACAAAAAAUUCGUUCAAGGAGAAACUGAGGAGUACCUACACUCUCCUGCAGAAGAUGGGGGACCUUGUCGACGAUCCUCAACAUGCCCUGCCUGAUGUUUUCGUGUGGAUGAUAAGCGGUGGCAAGCGGGUCGCCUACCACCGCAUACCAGCGAGAGAUCUUAUCUACUCGAUUAUUGAAGAAGAGACUGGCAAGUUCUGCGGCAAAGUGCAGACGCUUUUCCUCAAGCCUGGCAAGAAAGUCAGCCAGAGCGCACGCUGGAUGGUUCAAGCCAAGCUGCGCAUGCAUCUCUGGCUGGGCACCACCAAGCACAAGCAUUGCGUACUCAAGGGAUUGCCCGAGGGCUACGUCAAGGACGUCGAGGACAUUGACAAGGGGCCGCCAUCGCAACUUCAUUACACGG
Rhipicephalus sanguineus (brown dog tick) is the source of this 2275-nucleotide messenger RNA. RefSeq names its product otoferlin. The record is from RefSeq and is a predicted model, not a curated record. Lineage: Eukaryota; Metazoa; Arthropoda; Arachnida; Ixodida; Ixodidae. Gene Ontology annotation, cellular component: membrane. Gene Ontology annotation, biological process: plasma membrane organization.